UGAAUCGUCUCGAAGAAGCAAAAGGAAAGUUGAUUCAAAAUUUGAACUGCAGAGAGAGAAUGGCGACGACUGCGAAGAACAUGAAGGGUUUCUACAAGCAGACGAAGAGCAAUAUCACCGGAGGUAUCUCCAAGUCCAAGCCAUCUUCCCGGAGAGUGUCUCCCAAACACGCGGCCACCCAGGGCUCCGAUGCUACGCAGCCGGCGGCGUUGAUUUCGCACGGCUCCCUCGAUGUCAAGGGUGAUUAUGACGAGAAGGAGGAGAUGCUCAGGCAGUUUGACAUGAACAUGGCUUACGGUCCGUGCGUGGGUAUGACGAGACUUGAUCGAUGGGAACGUGCACUGCGCUUAGGGAUGAAUCCUCCCAGUGAAAUCGAUAAGCUUUUGAAAACUGACAAGGUUCAGCAGGAUUGUCUUUGGCAAGGUCGCGUCUAAUAAAGUUUCAAUCUUUUUUCAGCUAUGCCCGCCCCUUGUAUGAUCCAUUGUCACUUGCUGUCUUUUGUGAAUGUUUGGUUCAGCCACUGGCUGGAUCACCCACUUUGUUGUUUUAAUCUUAAAAAACCUUCGUAAUGGAAUGCAUUUUGUUGGCGUC
Molecule: messenger RNA, 591 nt
Organism: Raphanus sativus (radish)
Lineage: Eukaryota; Viridiplantae; Streptophyta; Magnoliopsida; Brassicales; Brassicaceae
Exons: 2
Coding region: 60-434 (124 amino acids)
Biological process (GO): DNA synthesis involved in DNA repair; DNA-templated DNA replication
Cellular component (GO): delta DNA polymerase complex
Molecular function (GO): DNA-directed DNA polymerase activity
Source: RefSeq, a predicted model, not a curated record